AUGAACAAACAAGAAGAAUUUGAGCUUGCUCCUAUUGACCCCGAAAUUGAACGCACUUUUAGACAAAGGAGAAAGGCACAAAAGGCUAAAGGCCACUGCAACAUGGCUGAAAAUGUUGGAGAAGUAGGGGGUGCGCAUAACAUGGCUAAUCCUAUUGCCUUGGCGAAUGAUAGAGCCAGAGCAAUAAGGGAAUACGCUGCCCCUAUGUUCAACGAGCUCAAUCCGGGCAUUGUGAGGCCCGAAAUUCAAGCACCUCAGUUUGAGCUCAAACCUGUCAUGUUCCAAAUGCUCCAAAUAGUUGGUCAAUUUAGUGGGUUGCCAACGGAAGAUCCUCAUCUCCAUCUUCGCUCAUUUUUGGAGGUGAGUGAUUCUUUCAAGCUACAAGGAGUAAGUGAAGAGGCACUAAGAUUGAAGUUGUUCCCGUUCUCUUUAAGGGAUCGAGCUAGAUCAUGGCUCAACACCCUUCCUCCCGAUUCGGUGACAAAUUGGAACGACUUGGCUGAAAAAUUCUUAAGGAAGUACUUCCCUCCCACUAGAAAUGCAAAGUUUCGAAGUGAGAUUAUGUCUUUUCAGCAAUUGGAAGAUGAGUCCACUAGUGAAGCUUGGGAAAGAUUCAAGGAGUUGUUGAGAAAGUGUCCGCACCAUGGUAUCCCUCAUUGCAUACAAAUGGAGACAUUUUACAAUGGUCUCAAUGCAGCCUCUCGGAUGGUAUUGGAUGCUUCAGCCAAUGGAGCCAUUCUUUCUAAGUCUUACAAUGAAGCAUUCGAGAUUUUGGAAAGGAUUGCAAUCAAUAACUAUCAAUGGUCAACCACUAGAGCCCCUACAAGUCGAAAGGUGGCGGAAGUUCUUGAAGUUGAUGCGUUAAUCGCUCUAACCGCUCAAAUGGCCUCAAUGACCAACAUUCUAAAGAACAUGAGUUUGGGAGGGAGCAUACAGCCAGCCACUGCCAUUCAAAGUGCAGAAAUCUCAUGUGUUUAUUGUGGAGACGGACAUACUUUUGAGAAUUGCCCUUCGAAUCCAGCCUCGAUUUGCUAUGUGGGUAAUCAAAAUUUCAACCGCAACAACAACCCAUAUUCAAACUCUUACAAUCCAACAUGGAGACAUCAUCCAAACCUGUCAUGGGGGGGUCAAGGAGCAAGUUCAAGUGGAGCACUAGCACAAGGAAAAUAG
Humulus lupulus (European hop) is the source of this 1170-nucleotide messenger RNA. RefSeq lists its product as uncharacterized. Bases 1 to 1170 code for a protein of 389 amino acids. The record is from RefSeq and is a predicted model, not a curated record. The transcript has a single exon. NCBI's taxonomy places the organism in Eukaryota, Viridiplantae, Streptophyta, Magnoliopsida, Rosales, Cannabaceae.